UCUCCGUCAUUAUAUACGUAUUUUGUCUUCCGUAAUUUUCAUUUAAAAUAACAGUGCAAUAAAUUGAUACAUAUUUAUUGUUAUGUGCACGUGGCUUCAAUAUACGCAGGAUAUUAUAUCCGUUCUUAAAACGUGUGGGUAAUGUAAUAUGCAAUGAGCUGAUAUUUCAACGCAUCGAUACAGCUCUCGAUGAUACAACAUGUGGCAAUAUAUCCAUGUUCUCAAUAAUAUCGAUUUUCACCCUGGGCCCCACAAUCUCUAGCGCCAGCCCUGCCCACUUUCUGCGCAUGUGCACACCUCGCGCAGGGGUAAACCGUCGAGCAACACUACCGCCACAAAAUUACCCCGUACAAUAAAAGUAAGUCAACCUAUCGAUGAUUCGUCUCGGUCGAUAUCACUACAAUAAAAAAGUAGAAGUCACCAAGAUUACGUACUUAUAGGUAUUCACGAAUGACAAUCUUCAUCUUAUAGGUGCUGACAGGAAGAAAAGUUGAAAAGUCGUAAGACGGAAAAGCGUGAUGCGCGAAGCGGGAAAUGUUCUCUGUGGCCCCGAAGCGACGACGCCACGUACUAGAUGGUUGUAUAUUAUUGAUCAAUAAGAGAGGCUAACAUGGGUGACCCGUGCCGGCAGAGGCAGCUGUUACUUCGUUCGUAUUUUGACGCGACGUGCGUGUUUCGCGAAAAACCGAUCCCAGAACCGUAUCCGCGCGAUCUCGGUGUUCCCUUGGCUGCCUGCGACGAGGUGAUAUCGCGUUCGUUGUGCAAACAGCACCGACCAUAUGUGAAACCCGCCAACCUCGUACUUCUGUGGAAAUACACAAAUCGAGGGAGACAGAGGGAGUAACUCGAAGAGAGUAAUACAACGGCGGAGGCAAAAGGAGUGGGAGCGAAGGAGAGGGUUAGAAGGAGAGGAAGGGAAAGAAAGUGACGGAAGAAAAAUCGUAGAAACAGAGGGAGAAGACGCGAGCGACAUGUGUCUGUGUUGAAGAAUUCUCUAGCCACGAUAGUACGACGGCCAAGGGUGCGCCGAGAGAGAAGAUCGGUAACAUUUUCUUUCCAAAUAUCCGAUACUCUCUCGUCGCCUACACGGAACUAUCGAUGCAGACCUUACGGAAGAAAAACAGUCCGUGCAAGUGUGAGUAACUGAUGAAAUCAACCCCCUGCGAUUUAAUACGUUCGAUGUCAUUUUGUGGUCUUGGUGUACACGUUGUGAUUCGAAUCAGGGAUGUACACGAGCUGAAUAGAAUCUUUGGGCUCAUUUCGUGGAAUUUUAAACAAUUUAAGCAUUACGUUGUGAUAUCACCCUCGUAGAUCGAUCAGGAGCCUUCGAAUAUGGCUUCCCCUAUUUCAGAGGGAGAAAGGUGACCGGUCGCUUGAUUCGAGUCCGACGGAGUAAUUUGAUGUGUGCUUAAUGUGUUAUGUAUUUUAGAAACCUAGGAAGUGGUUUUAUAGCAAAUAGUCUUUUUCAAAAAAUUAUUUUGUACUUUUCGCGCUAGUCUUUUUUCGGUUACCGACUGUGGUAACGCAGUUUGUUGAUGUCUUAGUACACAUUGACGCCGCUAGAUGGCAGCACCUACACCUUUCUCUUGCCGUUAAUUACACUUGCAAGAAGGAGUCAUUCAUGCAAUCUUUUCUGUUUUCUUUUUUCCAAACUUCUUUGUGCAAUUUUGUUGAAUAAAGUUUAUUAGUCCACGGAAUGCUUCGUGAGCACGAAACAAAAGAAACAGUUCUACACAAGUCAGUAAACUCAAGUUUCCUUUGAAGCCCUUUUGUCUGGGGCGCCUGACAAUAGGCAAUCGGCUGUGCAGGCACCCAAGCGGAUCAAAAGAGAAGUAACACCUGUUCCAACUGCUUCAUUGCUAAACAAAUUCAUAGCAAAUGUUAACCUACAUACAAGGUUAAAUUCAUUCUUCAGCAAUUAACAAAUGCUACAAAAUAUCCUUCAUUUAUUAGGAGUGGACCUGUCACGUAAGUUUUCAUCAUAUGUUGAAGAUAAAUUGGACAUCACAUGGACAUUAUAACAUUGUCAUUAAACAAGAUAAAUUAACCUGCAGCCAAGUUAGAAAAUUUGGAAUUCAUUCAUUUCAUUUAAAUUUGAAAAUAAGGUUACAUUUUCAAAGUUACAAAUUUGAAAGUCUAUAUUUUUUGAAUGUACAGAAAGUUUCUGAGAAUGUACCUGAGCACAUGACCCAGUGUCUUGGCCGCCCGGCUGCCAAUACCAAUACCAGAAUGUCGAUGAUAUCGGUGGUUCCUGAGUUAGAUGACUCAUCCUAUACUUUAUUGAUCCGGCAUUUCGCGCGUGGAGUUUUGUUGUGACAGUGCGAAGCAAACGCUCAGAGAUUUCGCAUGCGCUCGGCGGAACCAGAAAAGGAAAAGGGCGCGGCAAGGUGACCGGGACGAGGAGAAAAGGGCACACAGUAUGAAUUGGUUAUCCGGAUCGCGGUCUGAAGUAUCGACAGUUGGCGUUCUCCACUUGAGCCGCACUAGAGUACGUUCAAACAAAUGUGCCGGUGUGGUCGUGGCUAUUAAAAGUUGACGAGGGGUCGUCGGAAGUGUGCGUAAAGAAGCUCUGCGCCACGCUGGGGAUUUCGAUAAAUUGUCCGUGGAAAGGCAAAUCAUCCACCGCGACGAUACGAGCCUGAAAGAUUAAGCCUGAACAGGGGAGAGUUCUGAUCAACGAGCGGAUUCGAAUAUCUUCAACGCUGUUGAUACGCGUUGCGUUUGAUUCUUCAACAAUGUUGACUCACUGGGUCAGAAUUAUGAACCUUCAUGUUUGUUACAAGCAAACGAUGUGCGUCAGUCAAGAACGAGCCAACCCGAUUUCUUGGGGAAGGUGUGUCGUUCAAGGCGAAGUUGAUCGGUAUACUGGAAGUGUCGGAAGCACGUGGGGACCGGAUGUGCCAGGCAGCUUUGGCCGAUCUGAAGAUGGCGAUUCGGGCGGCUGGAGAACAUAAACAACGAAUCGCUGUCCAGGUCAGCAUCGAUGGAUUGCGUUUGAAGGAUGAGAAGUCUGGGGACUGCCUCUACCACCAUCCUGUACAUAAAAUAUCGUUCAUCGCACAGGACAUGAGUGAUUCUAGAGCUUUUGGAUAUAUUUUUGGGUCACCGGACACUGGUCAUCGUUUCUUUGGUAUCAAGACAGAUAAAGCAGCGAGUCAAGUAGUCAUCGCGAUGCGAGAUCUUUUCCAAGUGGUCUUUGAGCUCAAAAAGAAGGAAAUCGAGUUAACGAAGCAACAUUUGGAACAGAACGCCAUAAACGUUAUCAAAUUUCAUACUGGAGGCAUUUUCACUGAACCCACACCUGACACUAAGGGCGCAGCAGGAUCAGAGUCAUCGAUUCACCGAGUAAGGAACACGAGUUCAGAAGUAGAUAACACUACUGAUAAACGAAACGAGUCGCAAAGUGGCGUAAUUGCGGACUUGCUUGAUAUACAGUUCGAAUUGAACUCCCUGCAACAAGGAAUUCACCAUAUGGACAAGAUUUUUCCCGAAAAUCAAACCGCUUCCGCCGAUGAUCUCUUUGAAACCGAUCCUUUCGGUGACUCGUUCGCGAACAUGAAAUUGCAGUUGGACGAUACCGUGAGACCAAUUUUACCGCCUCCGCCCUCAUCCUCCAAAAGGGGACACCUAGAGCGACAGCAGACGGUUCCGGGUCCUCAGUCGUCGGUUACGUCCAGUCCUGCGACAACCAUAACUAGUAAAACGCCGCCGCUUCAAAGUUCAAUGCAGUGGUUUGAUAAGGAAGCUGAGAACCUCUUCAGCGACAGCGAGUUGACUGGUUCGCCGAAGAAUACACCCGUAAAAAAGGAAGUAGAAGAGACGCGAGCCAAAAGUCCCCAGAUAGACGUCUUCACAGAACUGGAUCCGCUAGGAACUGGCUUGAUCAAACCGUACGUUGACAAGAAGGACUUCUUCCAACACCUCAAGAAUCCUCCCAAGAAAGUCUUGAAGGAUUUGGUCCCUACCAGUUCGGCAGAUACGUUCGCAACGAACUUCAAUGAGCUCUCGGAUCCUCUGGAGUCGGUGAAAGUACGAAACGAUCUGAUAUCGAAGGACAAUCAGUUCGACGAUAGCAACUUCGCGAACUUUGACCGAUUCGAUGAAAACGAGGCGGUUCAGUUUGCGUCUACUGAUUCGUCGCGGAGAGUAGAAAGCGUGGCAAGACCAGCACAUCAUCAGCCACUCUCCGUGUCUCUGCCACCUGAAGAUGCUUCCUCGAAAACCCCUGCAGUGCCCACUGUUCCUGUGUCUGGAGGCGUGUCCCUGCUUAGUCGAAUGGACAAGGACUCUACAGAGUCCAUGCAUGGCCUAGUGAAACUACCCAGCCCUAUCAAAUCCGCGCGCAAGAAGGAAUUCGACAUGGACCUGUCGAGCAGUAAGCCGCAGUCCAUGGACAAACCGUUCCCGGUCGAUUUCUCAACGGCUAACGAGUCGCCGGCAUCUCCGCUGAAGUCCUGUUCAUCGGAUGCGAAUUCAAGACUGUCUACUUCGUCCGCCGAAUUGGAAUUGGUACCUGAGCCGCCUCCACGAGGGGUUGGUAACAUCGUGAUUAAUCCACCGCCCCUGCCGCCCAAGAAGCAAGGAGUCAGAGCGGCGAUGAAGCCGCCUCCGAGGCCCCCGCACACCGAGUACUUCCAUUACGACUUCCCUGAACGCGAACCUGUUGCCACCAAGGACAGAAGCAAGAGUCCCGUCGGUGAGGUGAAGGGUCAGUUCGACGACAAUUUCAGUCCUCCCGUUCAAACGUCUAACAGGUCUGAUCUGAUAGGAUCGAUGACCACAACGACGUUCGAGGAUUCCUUCAGCUCCAUGGUGCCUACUACGAACUUGUCUACGUUUUUUACUAGUACGAACACAUCGACCGGCCCGAAGAAGACGAAGCCUUCGUUGGACAUCACCCUCAGUCAGUUGACGUCCUCGAACUUGGACGAGUUAGCUCAUAGUUUGGGGAUGACAGUCAAAGAGUUAACCAGUUUGACUCUUCAGCAACUGACGGAGUGUCUGACGACUCUUUCAGCCAAGGAGGCGGCUUCCAGUGAUACGGAGGAGCAGACUCCUGCUAAACAAGAGCAGGCAUACAAGCCGCAACCGAUGUCCAACGUGCAACCAAAACCGUACAUCGACAAUCAACCUUUCAGCACUAUUAGUACCGAGCAGGAAACCAAGGAAGCAGCUACUUAUGAUAAGUAUGCUGUUUUCCGGGAGUUGCUGGAAUUGGAACAGUUAGAAAAGAAUGAAGAAACUACAAUGCAGGAGACAGCUGAAGAGGAGACGUCUUCGGUGUCCAAGGAGGACUUUGAAAUGGUUCAGCAACAAGAAUCUUGCGAGGACAGCAGAACGGAGUCACUGGCUUCUCUCGUGAAUUUGACCGUGAAACUUCCGCCCAGUAACGAGGAUCUGACGAAGGAGGAGCCAUCUAGUGCAAAAACGGAAGAGGCGAGCGAAUCUUCUACGGGAUUAGCGUUCGAGAAGAGCCAGUCCGAGGAAACUGAGGGUAGAGUAGAUUCGAUGACCGAAAUAGAAGCUGCGACGGAUUUGUUGACGAAGCAGGCCACCACGGAGAACGAGGAAGAUUUUGAGAGAGUCAGCUCCAUGGAGAUGGAAGAGAAAGCCGAUGACAAGGAGUCUAUUGGUAAACCGAGUUCCAACGAAGACUCCGAUAAACCUGCCACGGAGACCAGCGCCGAGGAGACGAAUGGCUCCGUGAUCGUGGAGAAAACAGAGGUGAAGACGUCCGUGUCGACUUCCAGCGACAAGUAUGCAGCUCUGCGCGAAAUCAUAGGCGAGCCAGAACCGGUUAAACAGACCGAGGACGAUCUAUCGAGUUCUCCACGUGCAUCCCCCGUGAUUCAGCCGUCCCAAUCGAAGACUUCUGCCGAAGUAGAGCUAUUGAACCUGUUCUCUGACACACCACCUUUAUCCAGUCCAAAGAAGCAGGCUAAGGAGGAGGAGGAUAAGCCGAAAAUGCAGAAGCUUUUCGACGAGAUCAAGAUGAAGUACGAUAAGCAACGAGCGUCUAAACUGUUGAUCCCAGAAGACAUCUUCUGCCCCUUCGCGGAGUUGAAACAAGAAAGGGACGACAGCAAGGAUGACAACUGGGCCAAGUUUGACACAGGUUUAUUCGUUUCAGACAGACCCUGCGAAGGUCCUCACUCGAUAAGUGGAACUUCCCCGUGGUCCCCAGACGGCAAGGAGUUCCACAAAGAGCCAUCGUUCAAAGGGAGUAUGUAUCGACAGUCCGGAGACAGCGACAACGAGUGGAAGGACGAAGAAGAGAGCGAGGAAAGCAACGGCAGGGUACGAGGGGACGAAAGAUUUUGGUGCAGUCGUCUUCCCAGAAUCGACCCUCCCCGCAUGGACGCUCCUCGAAUGAGUUCUGGGAACAAGAGGGACAGGAGUUUCCGGGAUAGGAUGGUGGAGAAGUCUAUGGAGGCAGCGUGGAUGAAGAAUCCUUAUCACAGAACCCGGGAGUUCUCUCCAUGGCACGACGAGGGUCAAUGGGAGAAGGAAUCCAGACGCUAUCCUCAUCGGAAGAUGCCGUACAAAGACGACGAGGACCAGUACGAGGCUCACUGGAAGUGCAGACCUAAACCUCAACGUUGGAAUUGGCCGCACGAACACGGCCCGUUCUACGACGACGACAGGAAGCGGAAGAUGAUGCUGUGGAAGGACGACAGGUUCGGGAGCCAAGAGAGUAUGGGCUACGACGAAGAGGACAGGUGGCCCAGGAGAAUAUACGAGAGAAGACGAUGGGAGGACGAGAUCAGAUACCCGAGUAGGCGGAUGCCGGCGGAACAACUAGAACCCGACGGCACCAGAGAGAGUUUAUACUUUUUCAGACCAGAUCUUUAUCACUCGUCAUCGAAAGUUUAUACGUGGGAUGAGGAGUACGAGAGACCCGAGGACUCCGUAUGCGGUCUUAUCACCAGGAAGAGGUACUGGCCCAAAAGGCCGAACAGCGCGAACGAGGGCCGCAAUGCGGACAUGGUUUACCCCGAAUCCCGCGGCAAAUUCGGUGCCUCCAGAUCCGAGUGCAGCGACAACGACACAGACCCAUAUCCCCGGUCCUCCCAGCGCUCCAGGAGUCGCGAGAGCUACUGGGGCAGCGAUCAGGAGUACGACAGCUGGGCGGAGAGACCCUACUGGUCCGAGGGGCCAGAUACCAAGACAGAGAGCCUGCACCGGAAGAAGGUGCCCAGGCAUAAACCACGGCAGCCGCACGCGAAGACCCAGAGUCCAUUCGAGGACGAUUUUGCUCAAAGUAUAGAGCACGUUGAUCCGUCUACAGUCGAGUCCUUAGCCACGGUGGAGCCACGCAUCCGCUCCGACAUGGAGCAACAACCACCUCCGAGUCCUUCCUCCAGCAAGAGGUACUCGAAGGAGCUGCCCAGGAAGGAAGUCCAAAGAGAGUACAGUAAGAGGUCCAGCUACUUCGAGGACGAUCUGACGCCCUCGGCGAGCGGGAUGAGCGACACGUCCGACCGCCAGAGGUUAUCCUCCGAGCUGAAGGCCACCCCUGAAGAGCUACCCUGCGACAGCAAAGAGGGCCACCAGACGGCUGACGGCUUCGUGUCCGAGGACAGUGGACGCGACUCCUACUUUAACGGGGACCUCAGAUACGACGACGACGACGCGUUCACGUUCAAAUCGGAACUCGAGGACAACGUGUCGGAUCACCGGUCCACCACGUUGCCGCUGAAGAACCACUCGCGGCAGGGGAAGUACAGCGCCGGGAACAACAACAGCAACAACAAGUCCAGGAGCGAGCAGUACAUCAGGAAGUCCGAGUCCGUGAACAUAUUUGUCAGGGAGAGCGACCCGUUCGAUGACGAUGACUUCUUCAAUUGAUGGGUUCUCAAGGGUGCUCGAGUUGCGUACGGUGCUGGACAUUGCGACGUGAUUUUUCGAACGUCUGCCUCGGUUCUCGCGUUCCUCUUGUAACCUUGCCACGAACAGACUUCGGUGCUCUUCAUCGACCGGGUGUCUAUGUCAGGGGUCCUAAAUCAUUCCAGAUCUUCGUGUUUUCCUCGGUUGUUCGGACACAUCGUUUGAGUUUGAUGGAUGGAGGGAGCGUGUUUGCUUGCGAUCAUCUUCGAUCAUUCGUUGUUGGGCUGGGGAAAUGUCGGUGCGAUCAUCUAGUCAUUGUUUUAACAAAUUUGUACAUAAUGUUAUUAGCGCGAUAUCUAGUUGCCGACAGGGAUCUGUAUAUGUGUGGUAAAUUGUUUUAGCGUGGUUUACACGGCGCUUUUAUUCCUGAUCAACGAGCAUAGUUAUCGCGUUCUUGCUUUGUUCGUUUGAUACUAUGAUGCUAGUCAUGCUCGAGGAGCUUUAGGUAUUUUGGAAAAUGCGGUUGGAUUGCAUUUGGAGUUGUUGGCAUUUAGAUUGUUAUUUUAUUCUGUUGACCAGUAUUUAUGUUAAUGAUCUCAUGUUCUGUAAUCAAAUGCAAGUGGAUUGCUUUGAGGUUAGUUUUUAUAAAAUGGCGGCUAACUAGUUUAAUCAUCUCUAGUCUGUACAAGUUGUAUUUAUUUCUAAUGAAUUAAUUGUGAACAAUUAUAAAAUAAUUUAUAUUUUUUAUAAGCAAUCCAGUGGAAGUUAUACAAUUCAUUGUAUAUUUUUAAUUUAUUUAUAUAUUAUCGCACUCUAUGUUACGUAUUUAUUAUUCGACAUAAUAUUUAAUUUGUAAAACUAUAUAAAUUAACUAAUAAGUCUGAGUAUUUUAGUUGCACGUUUUAGAGGAUAAAAUUAUCCUCCAAUUUCGAACAUCUCCAAAUGCAAAAAUCUGAACCAUCAAAGUCUGAAGAGAUCUUAUUCGAUAGCUAUUGUUUGGAACUUGUCGAGGAAUCAGAACUGGAUGGCUUUUAUUCGUUUCCAGUCGGUACGAGAUGUAUUCUUGUUGAAUUAUAAGGGUGAUGGACGCUCCCUGCACAUGUUCUAUCUUUUUGUGUUCAAUAAUACCCUUACGACCCUCGUAACGAAAAAAUGUUGUGUAAAUUAUUCUCCGAUCAAUUGCCCGAUUAAUACUUUUUGAUAACUGCAAUUUUUGUGAUUUACAAAUAUUUUGAAAUUA
Messenger RNA from Megachile rotundata (alfalfa leafcutting bee), 9067 nucleotides. It is a transcript of the gene Dab, whose product is annotated as DAB adaptor protein. The record is from RefSeq and is a predicted model, not a curated record. Gene Ontology annotation, cellular component: cytoplasm. Lineage: Eukaryota; Metazoa; Arthropoda; Insecta; Hymenoptera; Megachilidae.